Anopheles cruzii is the source of this 1818-nucleotide messenger RNA. It is a transcript of the gene Rtnl1, whose product is annotated as reticulon-3-A. Lineage: Eukaryota; Metazoa; Arthropoda; Insecta; Diptera; Culicidae. The transcript is spliced from 6 exons. The record is from RefSeq and is a predicted model, not a curated record. The coding region runs from base 40 to 1269 and encodes 409 amino acids.
AGCAAGGCGCAGUUUGAAUCAGACACGAACGUGAAAAAUAUGCAAAGCUUAGCCAUGGACAGCUUCCAAGACAAAUCGGAAAAUUCGCUCCUUGAUUUAAGUUUCGAGAACAUUGGCAGCACCGACAGGACGAGCUCGCUGCUCGAUAGCACCUUCGAGAAAGACGGAAAACGUGAAAUGGACCCAUUCUCCAGUGAACUAGUGGCUGAUCUGAAGGGAAAGGAUAGUGAAGUGUUCGACGAGUGCAUGCCAAUAGUACAGCGCGGAGCGUACCGCGAGGAACAGUUGAAUGACAAAGACGAACCGUUCGCGGUGGUUGACCAGUUCCCGGCGGAACCGGUGGAUACGUUUGUAAGCUCGCACAAUGCCGCCCUCGAGGAUGACGUGGUCGAGAGCGACUACAUGAAUCCGUACGUCAGCAUACGGCACGACAAGGAAAAAGUGGUGGCCCCGUUGGAAGAAUCAGCUGCUCAUGUUGACCCUACCCCUGUGCUGGUGAGUGUUGCUGCGGCCGAGUUACCACCACCGGAGCCCGAAAAGCCCAUCGCUGAGCCGAGCACUGUCGCCGUCCCAGACACAUCUCCUGAACCGGUGGCAAGUUCCACGGCCAGCGAUUGCAUUGAGAUUGAGCAAAUGUUCAAAGAUUAUGGCCUCGACGCGUGGUUCAAUCCGGCAAAGCUGCACCCAAAAGUGGAAUCCCUAAUCUACUGGCGAGAUGUGAAGAAAUCCGGCGUGGUGUUCGGCGGCGGGCUAGCUCUGCUGCUGGCCAUGUCGCUGUUUUCACUUAUCAGCGUGUUCUCGUACCUAUCGCUGCUGCUGCUCUUUGGGACCAUCGCGUUUAGAAUCUACAAGAAUGUCCUGCAAGCAGUCCAGAAAACCGCCGAAGGCCACCCUUUCAAGGAGUAUCUGGAUAUGGACCUUACUCUGUCCCAGGACAAGGUACAGCAGCUUGCGACCGUGGCAGUGGCCCACGUGAACGCCCUGCUGACCGGGCUGCGCCGCCUCUUUCUGGUGGAGGAUCUUGUCGACUCGAUCAAGUUUGGUGUUCUACUAUACUGGCUGACCUAUGUUGGGGCAAUUUUCAACGGCAUUACCUGCGUCAUGAUUGGAUUCGUAGCAUUGUUCACAUUGCCAAAAGUGUAUGAAAACAACAAGCAAUCGGUUGACACUCACAUAGAACUCGUUCGGAGCAAAAUCCAGGAUAUAACCGAAAAGGUAAAGGCCGCCGUUCCACUGGGCAAGAAAGCGGAAACCGACAAAACUAAGUAAAACUACAUAUGUACUAAAUGCUACCCUGUGCGUGCGUGCGUGGUGGGUCCGUGGCGAAGAGAUGCAUUGAAUUGUUUAUUUUUGUUUUAAACCACGGCACAAAUGGGGGCCCACCAUCAACGGAUGAUGAGUAAAUUGCUAAGAUUCGAGCGUUUGCCGUUGUUUGCCUUCAUUUGCUUUUUGGAAACCCACCUAUGUGUUUUAUGCUGCCGUUUCGUUCCGUUGCUGCGCUCUUUAAAGAAAUCGCCAUAAAACGUAAGCGUCGAAAGAAAGUGAAGGAAAAUUUCAGCCGUGCGUGUGUGGUGUGUGUUCCGCUUUUCAUCAAUCCCCCCACCCGGGGAGGAAGCAAUCUCCGUCUCGACGAGAGCUAAGCAGGCCGUGCAGCACACCGGACGACGACGGCGACGGGAUGUGAGUCGUGGUUUUGCACCGUGAAGAUCGUUACUGAGAUUAUUAGUCCAACGGAUUGAUUCGUAUUCAAUGAACGAGUGUUACUCUCUAGAAGAAACAAAAAUAUAUAAGCUACCAUGAAAUUGCGUGUGAUUGUAA